CUCUCUCUCUCUCUCUCUCUCUCUCGAUCUCUCUCUCCCGACUGUUCAUGGACGAUUGGACGUGACUAGAAUUCAAGAAGUCAAUUCUCUGUGGAAUUAUGGGUUCGACGAGAACAGGAGGAAAUGCCGUCGAUCUCUGGUCAGAGCUCGUUGCUGCUGAACAAGAACAGGAAAAUCGCCACCCUCCACUGCCGCAACAACGACGAGAACCUCAAUUUGCUAUGGUCUACACCCGCAAAAUAGCCACAGACAACACCACCACCACCACCACCCAGAGUGACGCGUCCAAGAGGCUAUCGAGUUCGAGUAACAGGAGUAGAGUGAGUUUGGCCCCGACGAAGCGAAUUAGUUGGAACCGUUCUCUUUCUACCAGAGGGAGGACAAGCAUUGCUGUUGCUGCAUGUGUGGAUUAUCAGCAUCAACAAAGGAAGCCAAAGAGAAAAACAAAACCAGCUAUUCCCAGAGGAAAACCUGCUCAGCCUCCAAACUAUGAAAAGGAACGGGCCUACUUUCAAGAGGUUGAUUCCUUCGAACUCUUAGAGGAAAGCCCCUCACCAAAGAAAUCUGGUACAUGGGCUAUGGGCAUCCAAAGUGAUGAUGUUGCCAUACCACAUAUGUCCACAGCACUAAGGAAAUGGUUAAUCUCUAAGAAGCUAAAUAGAAGUUGUGGACCUUCGGCUUCUCUGUCUAAGAUAUUACAAACUCCUGCACUACCAGGCCAGUCCAUUUGCAGAAAUGGUUCAAACUCUUCAUGUUUGAAAGCCCCAUCAAGUCUGCAUAUUGAUUCAAGUUUGCAUAUGGUCAAAAACAAAUUCAGUUCAAGCUUCACUAUUAAAGAAUUCGAGACUCUGGGUGAUGAGGGGUUCGAAGACAUUGACAAAGCAGUUCGCAAACUCUCUCUAACGUUGGAGCAUGGUUCAUUAGAGGGUCAUCAUUGGGAUCCCUUUGUGGCUCUUUUAGCAGUUUGCGGACAGUUAUCUCCAUCAAUGCUGUCGGAUGUAUUCUCAAAGUUUUGCGAUCCUGAAACUAUCGUCAAGGUUGGUGAAGGAACAUAUGGAGAAGCUUUUGAGGCCGGCAAAGCUGUUUGCAAAAUUGUUCCAAUUGAUGGAGAUUUACGAGUGAACGGAGAAGUACAAAAGAGAUCAGAUGAAUUACUUGAGGAGGCUAUACUUUCCCGGACUCUUAAUCAUUUAAGAGCACAUGACAGUCAAGUUACCAAUUCCUGUACAACAUUCAUACAAACCUUAGGGCUAAGUGUAUGCCAAGGCCCUUAUGAUGUUGCAUUGAUAAGAGCUUGGGAAGAGUGGGAUGGGAAACAUGGUUCAGAAAAUGAUCAUCCUAAAGAGUUUCCAGAGAAGCAGUGCUAUUUUGUUUUUGUUCAAGAACAUGGUGGUCAGGAUCUUGAAAGUUUUGUGCUUUUGAACUUCAAUGAAGCACGGAGUUUAUUGGUUCAGGUUACAGUUGCCUUAGCGGUGGCAGAAGCUGCUUAUGAAUUUGAACAUCGGGAUCUGCACUGGGGGAACAUCCUUCUAAGUCGGAAGGAUUCUGCAACAUUGCUUUUCACUAUGGAGGGAAAGCCAAUAUUUAUCAGGACAUUUGGAUUGGUGGUGUCAAUAAUUGAUUUCACUCUUUCAAGAAUCAACACUGGUGAUGAUAUUCUUUUUCUGGACCUAUCAUUAGACCCAGAACUCUUUGAGGGUCCCAAAGGAGAUAAACAAUCAGAGACAUAUCGGAAAAUGAGAGAUGUAACUGAAGACUGCUGGGAAGGAAGUUUCCCCAAGACAAACGUGUUGUGGUUGCAGUAUUUGGUUGACAUUUUACUCUUGAAGAAAUCAUAUGAUCGAACUACAAAAGACGAGAGGGAUAUGCGUUCACUGAAAAAGCGUCUGAACAGCUGUAAUUCAGCAAGAGAAGCAACCUCUGAUCCUUUCUUCAGGGACUUGUUUGUUGAUCAUGCCAUGUAGCUAAAACUGGAUGAUACAGAAGAACAGUUGGUGUUGUGAUUCAUACUAGUUCUUUCCUUCAACAUCUGAAGUAGGCUCCUCCAUUUUUGUUGGCUUCCAUGUUCUGCAACCAACUUGGUUUCCAUUUUGUGUGAUAUUUACUGAAUUGGAGCUGAUAAUUUAAUGGAGAAUUCUGUC
Messenger RNA from Rhododendron vialii, 2141 nucleotides. RefSeq names its product serine/threonine-protein kinase haspin homolog. Gene Ontology annotation, biological process: protein phosphorylation; intracellular signal transduction; mitotic cell cycle. The record is from RefSeq and is a predicted model, not a curated record. Gene Ontology annotation, molecular function: ATP binding; histone H3T3 kinase activity. Bases 99 to 1964 code for a protein of 621 amino acids. NCBI's taxonomy places the organism in Eukaryota, Viridiplantae, Streptophyta, Magnoliopsida, Ericales, Ericaceae. The transcript has 15 exons. Gene Ontology annotation, cellular component: nucleus; cytoplasm.